AUGGACCACCAGGAGCCCUAUUCUGUGCAGGCCAAGGCGGCCAUUGCGGCAGUCAUCACCUUCCUCAUCCUCUUCACCAUCUUUGGCAACGCUCUGGUCAUUUUGGCUGUGCUGACCAGUCGCUCUUUGCGUGCCCCGCAGAACCUGUUUCUAGUAUCGCUGGCCGCUGCUGACAUUCUGGUAGCCACACUCAUCAUACCUUUCUCACUGGCCAACGAGCUGCUGGGCUACUGGUAUUUCCGGCAUAUGUGGUGCGAGGUGUACCUGGCGCUGGACGUGCUUUUCUGUACCUCGUCCAUCGUACACCUGUGCGCCAUCAGCCUGGACCGCUACUGGGCAGUGAGCCGUGCGCUAGAGUACAACUCCAAGCGCACCCCACGCCGCAUCAAGUGCAUCAUACUCACUGUGUGGCUCAUCGCAGCCGCCAUCUCGCUGCCACCUCUCAUUUACAAGGGCGACCAGGAUCCUCAGCCCCACGGGCGCCCCCAGUGCAAGCUCAACCAAGAGGCCUGGUACAUCCUGUCUUCCAGUAUUGGCUCCUUCUUUGCCCCCUGCCUCAUCAUGAUCCUCGUUUACCUGCGCAUCUACCUGAUUGCCAAACGCAGCAACCGCCGAGGGCCCAGGGCCAAGGGGGCCACCAGGGAGGGUGAGUCCAAGCUGCCCCAUCCCAUGGCUGCAGGGGCUUCAGCCUCAGCCAAGCCACCAACCUUGACCUCUUCUUUGGCUGUUGCUGGAGAGGCCAAUGGACACUCUAAGCCCACUGGAGAGGAGGCGGAAACUCUAGAAGAUCCUGUGACCUCGACAUUGCCACCUAGCUGGCCUGCCCUUCCCAACUCAGGCCAAGGUCAAAAGGAGGGUGUCUGUGAGACAUCUCCAGAGGAGGAUGAUGAAGAGGAAGAGUGUGGACCCCAGGCUGUGCCAGUCUCCCCUGCCUCUGCUGGCAGCCCACCCCUGCAGCAGCCACAGGGUUCUCGGGUGCUGGCUACCUUACGUGGCCAGGUGCUCCUGGGCAGGGGUGUGGGUGCUGCAGGAGGGCAGUGGUGGCGCCGGAGGACACAGCUGACCCGGGAGAAGCGGUUCACUUUUGUGCUGGCUGUGGUCAUUGGUGUCUUUGUGCUCUGCUGGUUCCCCUUCUUCUUUAGCUACAGCCUGGGGGCCAUCUGCCCACAGCACUGCAAGGUGCCCCAUGGCCUCUUCCAGUUCUUUUUCUGGAUUGGCUACUGCAACAGCUCCCUUAACCCUGUCAUCUAUACCAUCUUCAACCAGGAUUUCCGCCGUGCCUUCCGAAGGAUCCUUUGCCGCCAGUGGACCCAGACGGCCUGGUGA
Messenger RNA from Chrysochloris asiatica (Cape golden mole), 1326 nucleotides. It is a transcript of the gene ADRA2B, whose product is annotated as adrenoceptor alpha 2B. The transcript has a single exon. Gene Ontology annotation, molecular function: alpha2-adrenergic receptor activity. Bases 1 to 1326 code for a protein of 441 amino acids. NCBI's taxonomy places the organism in Eukaryota, Metazoa, Chordata, Mammalia, Afrosoricida, Chrysochloridae. The record is from RefSeq and is a predicted model, not a curated record. Gene Ontology annotation, biological process: regulation of vasoconstriction; platelet activation; regulation of smooth muscle contraction. Gene Ontology annotation, cellular component: membrane.